CCAAAACGUUCUUCCCGCUAUUUCAUACAUCUCUUUCUCCCCCUUUCUAGUAUCAACCCUAUCGACCAAACCCUCCAUAGAUCGAUCCAACAAAAUCAAAGAAUAAGCAAGCCAAGUCCGUGCGAGAUCGAAAUGGAAGACGAUCAGCGGAGACAAAGGAGAAAAACUAGAGGAAUGCAGUCUGAGGAGCGCGCUGAAGCACUCCGCAAGCUCAAAAUCCGCAGACAAGGCGGCGGCGCCGACAUUGGCGAAGAACGUUACAAGAUAAAGAUCGAUGAGCCGAUCUACGAUACCGUCGAUGACGAUGAGUACGAGAACCUCGUGGCCCAACGACGUGAAGAUUUUAAAGGGUUUAUCGUGGACGACGACGGCCUUGGUUACGGGGACGAAGGCGAAGAAGUUGAUUGGACUAAAUCCGGCGUAAUUCCGUCAUCAGAAGAGGAAUCGGAAGGUGAAUUGGAGAAAAAGAAACCGAAGAAGAAAACGGAAAAGAAGGAACAUAAGAAGCCCUCUUUUGAAGCCGCAGCUGCUUUAAUGGGUAAGCAAAGGAUAUCUAACUUGUUUACUUCUGCCGUUUUCAAUAAGAGUAAGCCUUCAGUGGCGUCUUCCGAUAGUGUUCUUGAUGAUGUGCUUGCUGAAUUUGCGCCGGAUGAGAAUGAUAAAGAGAAAAGGAGACGAGGAAACAAAAGAUCAUCCCAGAAUGGCACAGUUUUAGCACCAGCUGCUUUGAUUACCUCGAUUAAGACUGAAAAUACACCUGCAAGUGUGGUGGCUGUGAAUACUCUAUCGUCAAAUAGUUUGUAUAAACACGACGUAAUAGAAGAAGGGAAGGAAGUGCUAGAAUUUCCUAAAAAUGAAACAGAUUUGGGUGUUGUGGAGGAGCCACCGGUGGUGACAAGUGAAGUUGAAGCAUCUAAGGAUACUAGCGAACUGAAAGUUGAGCCAGUGAUGAAGGAGGCCGAUGGUUGGACUUUAAAUGCUAAAAUUAAAGUGGAAAAGGAUCCAACUUUCAGUGCAACAGCAGGAUUGCAGACCAACAUAAGCUCUGAUUUGAAUGCUGAGAUCGGUCCUGGUGUAUAUUUUGAUGAAAAACCACCAUUUGUGGUGGAACUUGAUGGAUCUCUUCCUUUCUACAUGCUCGAUGCAUAUGAGGAGUUUUCCGGUUCUAAUGCUGGCAAUAUCUAUCUAUUUGGGAAGGUGAAAGCAGGAAGUACUUAUCACAGCUGUUGUGUGGUCGUGAAGAAUAUGCAAAGAUGCAUGUAUGCUAUCCCAAAUGGUCCUGUUUUUGAAGACUCUGUCAUUAUGAAUCUUGAGAGAGAUGUUGAAGAGUCAAAGAUAUCACCUACAGCUUUUCACACCAAGCUUCAUGAGAUGGCAUCUGGAUUGAAGGCCAACAUAAAGAAACAAUUGCUUGAUCGAAAUGUUUCAAACUUUAGCAUGAAACCUGUCAAGAGGAAUUAUGCAUUUGAAAGAUCCGACAUAGAGCGCAAAGAGAAUUAUGUACUCAAAAUCAGCUAUCCAUUCAAGGAUCCACCACUUCCUUCAGAUCUUAAAGGAGAAACCUUCCGUGCUUUGCUUGGAACACAUAGCAGUGCUUUGGAGCUUUUUCUUAUCAAAAGAAAGAUAAAGGGACCUUCAUGGCUAUCACUUUCAAGAUUUACCACCUCUUCCACUGCUCAACGUGUAAGCUGGUGUAAGUUUGAGGUUACAGUGGAUUCUCCUAAGGACAUUAAAAUUGCAACCUCUUCAAAAAACACAGGAGAGAUUCCUCCUGUAGUUGUUACUGCAAUCAAUCUGAAAACUGUAAUAAACCAAAAACAAAACAUAAACGAAAUUGCAUCUGCAUCUGUCAUCUGCUGUCAUAAGGCCAAGAUUGAUACACCAAUGUUGGCUUCAGAAUGGACAAGACCUGGAAUGUUAAGUCAUUUUACAGUUGUACGUAAGCUUGAAGAUGGAUUAUUUCCAAUGGGAUUUAACAAAGAAGCAGCAGAUAAAAACAUAAAAGCUGGAUCAAACAUCAUUAGCAUGGAAAGCAGUGAAAGAGCUUUAUUAAAUCGGUUAAUGAUUGAAUUACACAAAUUAGAUAGUGAUAUUCUUGUUGGCCACAACAUAUCUGGAUUUGACCUUGAUGUUCUUCUCAACAGAGUCAAGGCUUGCAAAGUUCCUAAUAGCAUGUGGUCAAAAAUAGGAAGACUUAAGAGGUCUGAGAUGCCUAGACUUAAUAAAGGAAAUACAGUUUUUGGGUCAGGGGCAAGUCCGGGAAUUAUGUCUUGCAUUGCUGGCAGGCUUUUAUGUGAUACCUUUUUGUGUUCUCGUGAUCUUUUAAAGGAGGUUAGUUAUUCAUUGACAGAACUUGCAAAGACUCAGUUGAGUAAGAAUCGAAAAGAGAUUGCUCCACAUGAUAUUCCUGGAAUGUUUCAAAGUUCUCAAUCCUUAAUGGAACUUAUUGAAAUUGGGGAGACAGAUGCAUGGUUGUCAAUGGAACUCAUGUUUCAUUUGAGUGUUCUUCCUCUCACACGACAACUGACUAAUAUUAGUGGUAAUUUAUGGGGAAAAACUCUUCAGGGUGCUAGAGCUCAAAGAGUGGAAUAUCUAUUGUUGCAUGCAUUUCAUGCUAAAAAAUUUAUGGUACCUGAUAAGUUUUAUACUCCAAAAGAAAACAAAACAGUAAAACGUAAAUCAGAUGGCCCAGAAGACAAAGUAAACAAUGAUUUGGGUGAAAAUGACGAAAUCGCCCCUCCAGGAAAUGAGCCUGUAAAAUCCAAAAAAGCAGCUUCAUAUGCAGGUGGACUAGUGUUGGAACCCAAAAAAGGUUUAUAUGAUAAAUACAUUUUGCUUCUGGAUUUCAACAGUCUCUACCCCUCCAUUAUCCAGGAGUACAAUAUCUGCUUUACAACAGUAGAGAGAUCUGAAGAUGGUUUAGUUCCUCGAUUACCAUCUGCAACAGCAACUGGAGUUUUACCCGAGUUACUCAAAAAUCUGGUUGAAAGAAGGAAACAUGUAAAAAGAUUAUUAAAGACAGCAUCAGGCCUCAAGUAUCAACAAUUUGAUAUACAACAACAAGCAUUGAAACUAACAGCCAACAGUAUGUAUGGAUGCCUUGGUUUUUCCAGUUCAAGAUUCUAUGCAAAGCCACUUGCAGAACUUAUAACACUACAAGGGAGAGAGAUUUUACAAAGCACUGUUGAUCUUGUUCGCAACAAUCUAAACUUUGAUGUGAUUUAUGGUGACACUGAUUCAAUCAUGAUAUACACUGGACUUGAUGAUAUCAAUAAAGCCAAAUCAAUCGCAGGAAAUAUCAUCAAAGAGGUGAACAAGAGAUACAAGAGAUUAGAAAUUGAUCUUGAUGGUGUAUACAAGAGAAUGCUGUUGCUUAAAAAGAAGAAAUAUGCAGCUGUGAAAGAGCAAAUAAGAGAUGGGAAAAUUUAUAAAGUUAUAGAGAGGAAAGGUCUGGAUAUGGUCAGACGUGACUGGAGUUUGUUGUCAAAGGAGACUGGAGAUUUCUGUCUUGAACAAAUAUUAUCUGAGCUGUCAUGUGAAGAAGUUGUUGAAGCAAUACACAACAAACUCAGAAAAGUACAAGAGGAUAUGAGGAAGGGAGAAAUAGGUUUGGAGAAAUAUAUCAUUACAAAAACGUUGACUAGACCUCCUGAAGCCUACCCAGAUGCCAAAAGUCAACCUCAUGUUGAAGUAGCACUCAGGCUGAAGAAACUAGGGUACACCAGUGGUUGCUCUGCUGGAGAUACAGUUCCUUACAUAAUUUGCUGUGAGAAGGGGAAUGGUUUGAGUACAUCAGUAGGGAUUGCUCAACGUGCAAGACAUCCAGAUGAACUCACAAAGGAUAAUGAGAAUUUGAUGAUUGACAUCGACUAUUAUCUAGCACAACAGAUUCAUCCAGUAGUAUCGCGUCUAUGUGCAUCAAUCGAGGGUACAAGCCCAGCUACUUUAGCUGAUUGUUUAGGGCUUGAUCCUUCCAAGUUUCAAAGCAAAUCAAGUGAAGUUGCAAACAAUGAUCAUUCUGGCUCUGUUAUUUGCAUGACAGAUGAUGAAGAGAGAUACAGGGGUUGUGAGGCUUUAAAUUUGUCAUGUCCUGAUUGCUGUGUUAGUUUUAAGUGUCCAUCUGUACUGAGUUACAUACAAACAGUAGCCCUUGAAAAGCCACAAGACUUGCAAGAUCAAUCAACCAACACCACCACUACCUUUUGGCAGAAAUUCUGUUGCCCUAAAUGUCAAGUGGAAUUCCCUCCAGCAUCAUUAUCCAAUCAGGUAAAAAGACGAGCUGAAUUGUUCAUAUCCACAUACUACAAAGGAUUUAUGACGUGUGAUGAUGAAACAUGCGACUACACAACACGGAGUUUAAACUUGCGUGUUGUUGGUGAGUCAGAAAGAGGAACAGUAUGCCCAAAUUACCCUCGCUGUAAUGGUCGUCUUGUGAGACAGUAUUCGGAGGCUGAUGUGUACAAACAACUCUCUUACUUCUGUUAUCUCCUGGAUGCAGAUCGCUGCAUUGACAAGGUUGAUGCUAAGUUGAGGGCUGCAGUUGAGAAAGAGGUUGGUAGGAUAAGAGGUUUGGUUGGAUUAGCUUUUUCCACGGCACAGAAGGUUAGGGACAGGUGUGAUUAUGGUUGGGUCAAACUUAGUGAUCUUUUCGCCUCAAUUUAGUAAAAUAAUGGAUUAUAGUUGAUUAAAUUCAAAUCCCGUUUAAAAAGAAAUACAAAUUGGCUUUCAAAUCAUGGUGAAGAAGUUAAGCUAACAGAGUUGUGUGGCUUUGUGAUGAAAGAUGGAUGAGGAUGUUAACAAGUAUUUGUAUUGGUAAGUCAAUGAUGUAUGUAUGUAUGUGUGCUACUUAGUUAUUUUAUGCAAAAAGAGUUGUUAUUUAGAGUAGACAUGAUCAAUUUUGUAUUUAGUGGUGUUUACUCUAGCUUGUAUUUUACUUUACAAAGGAAGAUUUAAUGUGCUAGUAAGUUCUAUUGUUUUA
Messenger RNA from Lactuca sativa (garden lettuce), 4978 nucleotides. RefSeq names its product DNA-directed DNA polymerase (gene ICU2). Gene Ontology annotation, cellular component: alpha DNA polymerase:primase complex. Lineage: Eukaryota; Viridiplantae; Streptophyta; Magnoliopsida; Asterales; Asteraceae. Gene Ontology annotation, molecular function: single-stranded DNA binding; nucleotide binding; chromatin binding. The record is from RefSeq and is a predicted model, not a curated record. Gene Ontology annotation, biological process: mitotic DNA replication initiation; DNA replication; lagging strand elongation.